Messenger RNA from Orbicella faveolata, 5181 nucleotides. RefSeq lists its product as uncharacterized. Gene Ontology annotation, molecular function: protein binding; ADP binding. NCBI's taxonomy places the organism in Eukaryota, Metazoa, Cnidaria, Anthozoa, Scleractinia, Merulinidae. The record is from RefSeq and is a predicted model, not a curated record. Gene Ontology annotation, biological process: regulation of apoptotic process.
ACUGUCAUUGUGCUCGACAACACAGAAGACGUGCAGGGAAAGGAGUUCGAUGACUUCGCUGAAUGGCUUGUGAAGUCCGCGCCUAAAGUUCAGUUGAUAAUCACCACUCGCCAAGAUGUAGGCUUUCUUUCAGCUGAUAUACAUAAAAUUCAACUUGGGCCUUUAGACUCCAACUUGUCUGCUGAACUACUUCGGAGAUUAGAUGUCAACUGUAUUGAAGAGCAAGUAGAAGACCUCGGAGAGCUUUGCGGUGGGAUACCGCUGUUUCUCGUCAACUGUGCCGCCCUGCUCAAUAAUGGCUUCAAUCCUGAGGUCUUAGUUCAAGAACUUAGAAACAACCCCAUAAAACUCCUGAAAUCCAAUGCAAAAGAGAUUUAUGAUGCACUUGGUAGAUUUGUCAAUAAGAUUUCAAAAGACUUAAUAGCAUGUCUCGUCGUUCUUUCUGUUUUCCCAUCGACUUUUUCUCCCAAGGACAUUGAGUUUCUUUUUGAAGAUCAGCUGCAGUUAGAGACCGUGAUGACGAAGAUGUUGAAGAGCACCCUCCUUCAAAAGAUGAAUGAUCAAAAACUCGGUCUUCAUCCUUUGCUCAUGGCUUAUUGCAGAACAGAGAGAAAAAACUUGCACAUGGUUGACGUAGGUUGCAAUGCUCAGCGAAAGUUUAACCUGCAUUACCUUGAACUUCUUAAAAGUUUGAGUAAGACAUUUAUCACUAAGAACUCAGCACUGAUUGCCAUCCAGACAUUCAGAGAUCAGAAAGUGAAUAUCAUAGAAGCAUUAAAGAACUGUUUCGAAGACGCAAAUGAUACAGGUCAGAAAGGACUAGCCAUAGAUGUCGUUAACAGCACCGAAGUGCUGAAUUUCUUAGCUAUAGUAUUAUCACCUCCCAAAGAGUGUGCUGAACUGUACCGGAAGUGCUGUGACAUCGCAAAGAAUUCCGGUGAUAAGAGGAGGUACGCGGAGAGUUUGAAUUCUCUUGGGUUCCGUUGUCUUUGUGACGUAGCUCACAGCAAGGCCGAGCCAGAGUGUAGCCGGGUAACGUUAGAACUGUUUCAGGCAGCGCAUGACAUCCGUAAGACAUUACCAGAGGAGGAUCAGAAAUGUCAGACGCAUGCACACACCAUCAGUAAGCUUGGGUUGUGUCAUGUUCUUCAGGGUGAUUUAGAGAAUGGUCGUGAUUUAAUCAAAGAAGGCAUCAAGAUGAGAGAGAUGCUGGGAGUUUCUUUGUAUACCGUCGCUGGCACCUGUGACCUGGGGAACAGCUAUCGACUUUGUGGUGAUCAUCAAACAGCAAUUGAAAUCUGGAAAACAAACACUCUGCCAGUUUACAUGGACGAGCUUGGUGACCACCCUUGGACCGCCACAAUCUUGCAUUUAAUUGCCGACUCGUACAAGUCCCUCGCGACUGAAAGCUCCGAACAAGGAUACGCUGAGCAGGCGGAAAUGUACUCUCGACAAGCUCUCGAGUUGAGAGCGAGGUUGUUGGGAUUUCAUCAGGACACUGCUCGCUCGCAAGUCCUUCUUAGCGAUGUUUUAGUCAUUCAGGGUAAUUUUCAAUCAGCUUUGGACGUGCUUAACAAGGCGCUUAAAAUCCAGCAAGAAUUACUAGGCCCACAACACAAGAACACCACUGAUACAUUAAACAAAGUAACAGAUUUGCUGGCAAAAAUGGGAUGCAAAGACAAGACAAAGGAAACUGCCCUUGAAAGCUUGGAAAAGGCGGUUGCUUUGCAGGACGAGGUGUUGGACACACACGAGGAAUUCAUGCUAACUCACCAAGCUAUGUCCGUUGUCCUCGAAGGCUUGGGAAGAGAGGAGGAAUCCGAGAGGGAAAUGCAUUUGGCGGAGGAGUGUGCUGAAACAUUGGAUUCCCUGGAAGUUCCUUUGAAAAAAUUCGAGACUGCGAUGGUGUCUGAUCCUGUACCCAUCAGCAGCAGACAAGCAGUACCUGCAGAGAUUGUUGCCAGAGGACCCAAGGCUCUUGAAUCCUACAAAAAGGCCCUUUCCGAGGGGAGGACGUCUGUGAAAAGGCUGCCAGUUAUGUUGAUUGGACAACACCACACAGGGAAGACUAGUCUAAAGAAGUCAUUGAAAGGAGAAGCUUUCAAAAAAGAGGAAUGCAGCACGGUUGGAAUAGAAGUGGAUCCUUCAUACUUUAAAGUGUCAACAGAAAUUUGGAAAACAGGCGAUAAGAAUAAAGGAACUGAUUCAGAGUCAGAACCUUCAUUUGAGUGCCGUGCAGCAGCACAGCUGAUUGUUAAAAGCCUCAAGGAAGAAGAAAAUUCCAUGAGUGUUUCGGAGCCAUUGGGUACCAAGGACGGUGAUGUAUGCGGUCCAGAUUCGGAGGAACCAAGCUGGAGUACCCCUAAGUCAUCAGUUGCUUUGAACAAAAGAACAUCUCAACUCCCAACAGAAGCAAAUACAAAUAACUCUGAGCCAUCAUUUCCAGAUCACAGAAUUGCAGCAUCUGAACUUCGUGAGGAAACAGCACAUGACCCUGGAUAUCCCACAACAGAAACAACUAGAGAUGAAGAGGUAGACAUUCCGGUUGAACAUAAAGAGGAAACCAGCAGUCACCUAAUUGUUCGAGAAGUACCAGACGACGUAGCAUUACUGGUUGAAAAGUUGCUUGAAGAAGAUGAAAAUGAAGAAGAUGAAGAAAUUUAUUCAGUUUUUUGGGAUUUUGGUGGACAGUCGGUUUACUACUCAACCCAUCCAAUCUUCCUGUCAGCCAAAGCCAUCUACAUUUUGGUUUGUGACCUAAGUCGAAAUCCAAACGAGGAAGCCGAACCUCCUCAGAGAGAAGGCAUGUUCGAGAAUAUAACGGACAUUUACUGCAUGAAAAAAAACCGGGACUACCUCGAUUUUUGGCUGUCAUCGGUUUAUUCCUUGAUUAGUUCAGAAGACGUCUGUGAAAGGGCUUCUAUGUCUGAGAGUUUACCGACAAGACUACCUCCCGUUUUCUUCGUGUGCACCCACGCUGACGAACCGUAUUGUUCCCGCGAUUCUAGAGAACUAGCCCGUGAAAUAUAUGGCUUUUGGCGAAACAAGGCUUACUGGAAACACCUAUAUAAAAACUUUUUUGUUGUAGAUAACACAAAAUCAGGAAGCGAACAGGAGUGCCCGGAGGUGAUACGCCUGAGAGACGAAGUACGUACUGUUGUUAAGGAACUGCUUCAGAUGAAAGAGGAAAUUCCAUUGAAGUGGCUGCAAUAUGAAAAUGCACUCCAACUUUUGAGGAAAACGCGUCGCAAGUGGAUAACUCUCUCUGAGGCCAAGGAGAUUGCAUCCAAAAAUUGCAAAAUUGAUGAUGAGUUUGAAUUUCAGACACUACUGAAUUUUUUGCAUGAUCAGAGAAUCUUGAUUCACUUUAAUGGCACCCCAGAGCUGGAAAGAAUGGUGAUUUUGGACCCUCAGUGGCUCAUUGAUGUGUUUAAGAAGGUAAUAACCGUUAAACGUAUUGAACAAAUGGACAGAAAAGUUGAAGAACUCUGGCGUAAGCUUGAGAAGACUGGAAUCUUGGAUGAACAUCUCCUUGAGCAUGUGUGGAGCUCCUUGUUUGACGAACGAGAAACCCGCGAGAGCCUGACUGCAAUAAUGGAGAAAUUUAGCUUGAUUUGUUCCUGGCCAUCAAAUUCCGAGUCUACUAACAAGGAGUAUCUUGUGCCAUCCAUGCUUCUUUCACCUCCAACAGAUGACGUCCUUAAGCUGCUUGCUGAUGUACGAAACCCUUCGCUUUAUGUGAAGUUCACAUCGGGUCAAGUACCUCCUGGUCUGUUUUCUCGACUAAUUUUACAGUUUUUUCAGUGGUGCAACGCAGAGUGGAAGAGCAAACAGAUUCCUCAAUUGUUCCAGAAUUUUGCUAUGUUCUCUUUACGUCCUGACGAGGGAAUUGCCGUUAUAUUCCGGUGUCACUCCUCUUUCAUUGAAGUCAUUUUUCGUAUAGGAAACAAUGACUCCGAAGUGGCGGCAAAUGUCCACAGCAGCAGUUUUGAUGUGACCACUAGCCGCAACAUCUAUUGCAAACUGAAAUCGAUGAUGGAGAGCAUGCGCAAAGAAUUUGAUUGGCUAAGAAACAUGACCUAUGAAAUGUGCGUUUGCUGUCUAGUGUGUUCUCGUGCAGGCACAGUCAAGAGUUGCCACACUCAUCGUGUGCCUAGUUGCAGUCAGGAGGAGUGCUUGCACUUUGUGUCAGAGUCUGAGUUGUUCAGUUGUCAACCGGUUUUCAUUUGCAACAGGGAAGGGUUGCACCCGGAUCGCAGGAUUCAAGUCAAGCAGUUUUCUCAUUGGUUUGCAUUUCCAGAUGAACGAGAAACUGAAGGGACUUCACAGAAAUUACCUUCUACCACCUCUCCGGCUACAUCAGCGCAAUGUGAUUCGUGGCAUGGUUCCGAUAAACGUUUGAAAGUCACUAUGCUGUCCAGUGAGUGGGAUUCAUCAAAAGGUAGUCUAUCAACCAUAAUCACAGAGAUUGCCAUUAUCUUGGCGAACAACUCCGAAGUAGAAGUCACUCUCCUAGUCCCACAAUUUUCUUGCAACGAAGAGGAUAAGAGAGCAGCCACAAGUCGGAACAUCACUAUUUUGGAAGUAGAAAAACGUCCUGGCUUUGAAGACCCCCUUGAUUGGCUGAUGUCCCCACCAAGAAACCACAUUAUUGACGUAAUAGUGGGUCAUGGUGUAGAACUUGGAAAACAAGCGCAGUUCAUAACAGAAUCGCACAAAUGUAAGUGGGUGCAAGUAGUGCAUACUGCUCCAGAAGAACUUAGCAUGCAUAAAGCCUAUUCUAAGGCCAUUUCCAAACGCGAAGAGAAAAGUGAAGCUGAAAUUGACCUCUGCAAACUAGCUACCCUUGUUGUGACAGUUGGACCCAGGUUGACAAAGAUUUACUCGUCUUAUCUUCGCUCGUGUGAAAAGGACAUUUUUCAGCUCACUCCAGGCGUUUUCAGUGAGUUAACUGUUGUAAAACAAGCUUCAAGAGAGGUAGACGGGUUUAAAGUGUUAAUUUUUAGUCGUGACGAUCCUGAGGACUUCAAUCUCAAAGGAUACGACAUUGCUGCUAAGGCAAUAGUUGAACUCAAAGAUCAGUCAUAUAGUCUGGUCUUUGUGGGAGCACCUGAUAGAAAACACAAAGAGGUGGCACAAAAGUUACUGAAGAAUGGCAUUUGCGAGAAUCAAAUAAACUAA